Molecule: messenger RNA, 588 nt
Organism: Penicillium soppii
Lineage: Eukaryota; Fungi; Ascomycota; Eurotiomycetes; Eurotiales; Aspergillaceae
Exons: 3
Coding region: 1-588 (195 amino acids)
Source: RefSeq, a predicted model, not a curated record
AUGAAUUUCAUGGAUUUAUACUGGCUGGUCCAAACGAUAUUUCGUAAAUUCUUAGGCACGCUGAAAGCAGAGGGCUGCACAGUGAUCUCUCUUAAUGAGAUGUUAGAUGAGUACAGUAGAUUUACCAUCUGGGGUGAUCAGCAAGCAGCAUACCGACCAACACGCCAUCCUCGUUCUUUGGACCUCAUCCUCCAGCGUGCGGACCGCGAUGAUUUGACAUGGCGUAUCUUCGCACGGCUGCGCGUCGGGCAUCUGAUUGUUCGUCUAACCUUGCUUUUAGAGGAAGCUAUCGCUAGAAAUGCUCCCUUCGACAAGGAUGAAUUUGAUACUACCGAAAGCGAAACUGACACGGACCUAAGUUUUGAUCCAAGAGAAAAGGCUGAGGGGCCAAGAAUUCUUCAGCUCGACUGGAGGAUCCAAAAGCAGGAGUUCCUGCGAGCCCUCAAAGACAAGGACUGCCGCGUGAUUUAUCUCAAUCUGGUUGAUCGUCCUGCGAUAAUGGAGAAAUCCAGGAACACUAAGCUCUGGGGUGAUGUGACUGAAGAAGGGGACGGGGAUCUGACUGACAAAAAUCUUUCCUAUAAUUGA